This is a messenger RNA of Daphnia pulicaria, 3449 nucleotides long. RefSeq names its product E3 ubiquitin-protein ligase Su(dx)-like (gene Su(dx)). The transcript has 16 exons. Lineage: Eukaryota; Metazoa; Arthropoda; Branchiopoda; Diplostraca; Daphniidae. The coding region runs from base 408 to 3011 and encodes 867 amino acids. The record is from RefSeq and is a predicted model, not a curated record. Gene Ontology annotation, biological process: ubiquitin-dependent protein catabolic process. Gene Ontology annotation, molecular function: protein binding; ubiquitin protein ligase activity.
UCUUGUACUUGUGUUUUGUGUGUUUGCUAUAAUUGCAGCUAUAAUUUUAUCUCGUUCAACGGGAAAUACCACCAGAGUUUCUAAUCUUUAUACUGCCUGCUUGUAUUUCGGUUUAUUGACAUUUUAAAGAGAUAAUUUUACUUUCGCGCUAAUACUCAACUGAGCCCUGUAGGUGUAUUUUUUUGCUGUUUUCACUUCACAGUGACAUUCUAAAGUCGUAAAGCCUGGUUGUUAUAAAGAUUAUAAAUUAAUUUCAACCCCUGAAACAUCAUUCAUGUUCCAUGUAGCAGUGUGGAUGCAGGUUCCUGUUCUGAUUAUGGGCUUUGAUAGUGUUGAAAACACCAGAUCAGUUUAGUAUCUGGUGUAGUUCUGAACUACAGCAACGUCCAAGGUCUGACCUCCAUGAAAUGGCUGAAACUGUUGCAGCUGUUGUAACCAGUUCCAAUAGCGCAAGCUCUAGGAACAACAAUGACUCCCACUUUCAUCAACUAAAUCUCUCAGUUCUAAAGGCCACUGUUGACCCAGUUUGCAUAACAAAAAAACCUUCACCAUAUGUUGAAAUCUUGGUUGAUGGGAAAGUGGUUCGGAAAACUGAGGCUGUGAAGAACACACAUGAUCCCACUUGGUCUUGUGAAUCCUUCACUGUUCUUGUGAAAAUCAAUUCAAAAUGUCUACUGAGGCUCUACAGUCAUUCAACUUUCAAGCGAGAUUUGGUUCUAGGAGAAGGCAGAAUAGAUAUCCAAAAACAACUAGUACGAGAACAAGGGAAAUUUGAUAAAACCAGUCUUGUUCUGGAUGUUAAGGGAGAAAUAAAGAAUACUAGCAUUGCAUCAACGACAGAAGCAGCUAACGGUCGCAGCUCUAAAGUGAAGAUUGGAGAAAUUUUUAUUGUGAUGGACGGAAUGAGGGUAGAUCCAAAAUUGUUGACAGGCAGUAGUCGAAGCGCAACGAGAGUGAACGGAGAAACAGGUGAAUCCAGCUCAACCGCUGAGAUCCGGACGAACGGUGCAGCAGUAGCUCCUGUCACGAAUUCGACCACGGGCGAAAAUGGUGGCGGAGCUCGUCCUCGUACCCGAUCGAAUGAUGUUGAAGCCGCCCCCAUUCCAGCAGUAACUGGUGUUCCAUCCAGGACACCCAACGGAACACCGCAGCAGACGCCGUCCAGGACUCCCAACGGGACAGCAGCACCACCACCGGCUCCGAGGACUGAAACUACCCCAGCCACGACAGCACCUCCGGCUGCUCCAGCUGGUCCCGAAGAACCUCUUCCGCCAGGAUGGGAAGUCCGUUUCGAUAAAUACAACCGGCGCUACUACGUCGAUCAUAACACGCGGAGUACGACGUGGGAGCGCCCGCAGCCUCUUCCGGCCGGAUGGGAGAUGAGAAGAGACCCUCGGGGUCGAGCCUACUACGUGGAUCACAACACUCGAUCCACGACAUGGCAAAGGCCGAAUGUUGAACGUCUGCAACAUUACGAGCAGUGGCAAGGCCAACGAGCGCAUGUUGUUCAACAGUGCAGCCAGAGAUUCCUAUUUCCACAGGGUGGAGGAGUUAGCACCGGAACGGCGGUGGUGACGGGUACGGAAGAGAGCGAUCCGCUUGGACCUUUGCCAGAAGGCUGGGAGAAACGUGUCGAGCCUAAUGGCAGGGUCUACUUUGUCAACCACAAGAAUCGCACCACACAGUGGGAGGAUCCGAGAACCCAGGGGAUGAACCAAGAAGAUCCUUUGCCUCCCGGCUGGGAAAUGCGAAUCACGGACGAUGGUGUUCAUUAUUUCGUGGAUCACAAUACCCGGACGACCACCUUCCAAGAUCCUAGACCAGGCGCAACUAAAGGUCCGAAAGGUGCCUAUGGCGUUCCCAUCGCUUACGAGCGCUCAUUCCGCUGGAAGCUAUCUCAAUUCCGCUAUCUGUGUCAGAGUAAUGCCUUACCAUCACACAUCAAGAUCACUCUCAACCGGUCGACGCUCUUUGAAGAUUCGCACCAUCAGAUUAUGCGCUUGCCCGCCUACGAGCUCCGCAGGCGACUGUACGUCAUUUUCCGCGGCGAGGAGGGCCUUGAUUACGGAGGAGUGGCAAGGGAAUGGUUUCUCUUGCUGUCACACGAAGUGUUAAAUCCCAUGUACUGCCUCUUUGAAUACGCCAACAAGAAUAACUACAGCCUUCAGAUCAAUCCAGCGUCCCACGUCAAUCCCGAUCACCUGCACUAUUUCAAGUUUAUCGGUCGAUUCAUCGCCAUGGCUUUGUAUCACGGACGAUUCAUCUACUCGGCUUUCACGCUGCCGUUCUACAAGCGCAUGCUGAACAAAAAGCUGACGACCAAAGACAUUGAGUCGGUGGAUCCGGAAUUCUACAAUUCGCUCCUGUGGAUCAAGGACAACAAUCUGGAAGAAUGCGGAUUGGAGCUUUACUUUUCGGCCGAUUUCGAGGUCCUCGGACAGUUGACUCACCACGAAUUGAAGCCCGGCGGCGAUAACGUUCGCGUCAACGAGGAAAACAAGGAAGAAUACUUGCGAUUGAUGACAGAUUGGAGGAUGAACCGAGGCAUUGAGGAGCAAACGAAGGCCUUUUUGGACGGCUUCAACGAAGUGGUUCCGCUCGAAUGGCUUCAUUACUUUGACGAGCGCGAGCUGGAGCUGAUGCUCUGCGGCAUGCAGGAGAUCGACAUCGACGACUGGCAGCGCAACACGGUCUACCGCCACUACACCCGCAACUCGAAGCAAGUCCAAUGGUUCUGGCAGUUUGUACGCGCCAUGGACAACGAGAAGAGGGCCCGUUUACUGCAGUUUGUCUGCGGUACGUGCAAAGUGCCCGUCGGAGGAUUCGCCGAGCUCAUGGGGAGCAAUGGACCCCAGCGAUUCUGCAUCGAGAAGGUGGGCAAAGAGACGUGGCUGCCACGCUCGCACACCUGCUUCAAUCGGCUAGAUUUGCCACCCUACAAGAGUUACGAGCAGCUUGUGGAGAAGAUGACGUUCGCCAUUGAGGAAACGGAAGGCUUCGGUCAGGAAUAAAAGAAAAACCAAUAUCAGAAAAUGAAAUCGUAUGGUAGCGAAAUGUUUCGAGUGGGGAGAUAGGCUGACCUUUAUCCUUACAGAAAAAUAAAAACUGUACAAUAGAUUGUGCAUAAUUAGGCCACUACUAUUCUUUGUUUCACACAUUAGUACCUUUCUACCUACUGCCCCUCUAUAUCUCCCCCAACCCGAUCCUCCCUUUAUACUAUAAAAUAUUUCUCCCAUUUUCUUCUUCUUAUAAUAUAUCGUGUCGACGUCGGCCUAUCUCUUGUUAAAAAAAAAAAUUGAACGACGUUACUUUCGACGCGAAUGUGAGAAUCGUGUGAGUGUCUGUGUGUUUUGACAAUAAUAUGUUGAUUGUUUACGUACUAAAAAGUGAGCAAUUCCCCCCCCCCUUUAGAUUUAAAACGAAAAGAAAAAACCAACAAACAAAACCAA